Perognathus longimembris pacificus (Pacific pocket mouse) is the source of this 1565-nucleotide messenger RNA. RefSeq names its product ring finger protein 183 (gene Rnf183). NCBI's taxonomy places the organism in Eukaryota, Metazoa, Chordata, Mammalia, Rodentia, Heteromyidae. The record is from RefSeq and is a predicted model, not a curated record. The transcript is spliced from 3 exons. Gene Ontology annotation, biological process: protein ubiquitination. The coding region runs from base 702 to 1286 and encodes 194 amino acids. Gene Ontology annotation, molecular function: ubiquitin protein ligase activity.
CGGGCCUCAGCACAGGAACGCACCUGUGUCGACCUCAGCUUCCUGGGGUAUCCUGGAAGCCACCCUGCCUUCCAGUCAAAGUCCAGGUGGCCGGCCUGGAACAGGUGAGGGCUGUUGGAUGGACCACCAGGGCCCAGCCCCACCUGGAGCAGAGGCCAGCAAGGCUGAGUGAACUUCCUUCUGCCUGCUCAGAGAAAUAGCAAAAGUGACUCACAGGAAAGAUAAGAGACCACAGCAAGCUGCCUGGGUUCCCAGCAGGCGCUGACAGUCCAAAACAAGAAGGAAGAGGGCAACCUGCCAGAAAGCAGGACUAGAGCUGGGAGUGCUAUGCAAAUAAGGGAGAGGGCAGCCCCCCCCAGGGGAGGGCUCAGUCCCCCAGGGGAGGCCAAGGAAGGCAGCACCAGCACUUGCCUGACGUCUGCACUUGAGGAGCUGGAGGAGGCCAAGUGUGAGCCUCGGAGGAAGCAGGUGUGCUCCAGAGGCUGCAGCCCCAGCCACCUGGCAGCUUCAGGUGCCGUGAUCGCGUGUGCUGCCAUGGAGACAGCCGGGGUUGGUGGAGAGAAAGCGGUUUCCCAGAGCGUUGGGGAUUCCAGAGAGGAAGCAAACAGAGCCUCAGGACCCGCAGGGUAGUCCACCAGCCCUCCUCCAGCCCCUGGAGCCCAGGCCAUUUCCUGUGAGGCCACCUGGUGUGUUGUCUGAGGAUGGCUGAGCCCCAGGGCCAGGAGCUGGCAGCUGAGUGCCCUGUCUGCUGGAACCCUUUCAACAACACGUUCCACACCCCCAAAGUGCUGGACUGCUGCCACUCCUUCUGCAUUGAAUGCCUGGCCCACCUCAGCCUGGUGACUCCUGCCCGACGCCGCUUGCUGUGCCCACUCUGUCGUCAGCCCACUGUGCUGGCCUCAGGACAGCCUGUCACUGACCUGCCUACAGACACAGCCAUGUUGACCCUUCUCCGCCUGGAGCCCCACCACAUCAUCCUGGAGGGUCGUCAGCUCUGUCUCAAGGACCAGCCCAAGAGUCGCUACUUCCUGCGCCAGCCUCGGGUCUACACACUGGACUUAGGCCCUGAGCCUGGGAACCAAAUGGGGCCUCUCCAGGACAUGGCUUCCGCCACCAGACCCAGGCCUCUCCCCCUCCCGCUCCCCAGUCAUUACUCUCUGAGAGAGUGUUUCCGAAAUCCUCAGUUCCGCAUCUUUGCCUACCUGAUGGCUGUCAUCCUCAGUGUCACACUCCUGCUAAUCUUCUCCAUAUUUUGGAGCAAGCAGUUCCUUUGGGGUGUUGGGUGAGCAUGGUGGUCCCCAACAAGGAAACACACCUUUCUCCGUGGCUGCUGGGGAGAGGGGACUGCAGAGUCUCAUUUGGCAGUCAUCUUUGUAGGAUUGCUCAUUUCACAACCCAGGGAUCAGCUAGGCCCUACCACGAGAGGAGGAACCCUCCAAGAGGGGUCCUGGAGGGCCGAGAAGGGGGUCUAUGGCAGCAGAGCCAUACAGCAAGUUGUGCCAAAGGCUGGACAGUAGGACUCAGGAAUCUGCCUAGUCCAAAUCCCAAGUGGGAUUUCUCAGUGG